Podarcis lilfordi (Lilford's wall lizard) is the source of this 6502-nucleotide messenger RNA. NCBI's taxonomy places the organism in Eukaryota, Metazoa, Chordata, Lepidosauria, Squamata, Lacertidae. The record is from the annotation of a GenBank genome assembly.
AUGGCAUAUGCCCCCCUACGCUCAGCAGAUGGUACCACACUUCUAAAAGAUAAAGAAGCUAUUGCACUGUGCUGGAAAGGACACUACCAACAUCUCCUUAACCACAACUCCCCCAUAGCUGCAGAGGUCCUCUCACAAAUCCCGCAAAAACAAAUUAGAGAUGAGCUUGCAGUAUCUCCAAAUCUGGGAGAGUUGUGUACAGCUAUUAACCAAGUGAAAAACAACAAAGCCAGUGGACCUGAUGGGAUACCUGCUGAAAUCUUCAAAGUGGGUGGAACUGAACUUACACAACAACUUCACAAGCUCAUCAAAAAAAUCUGGGAGAGAGAAGCGAUCCCAGCAGACUUCAGGGAUGCCAAAAUUAUCAAUCUCUUUUUAAAAAGGUGACAGAACUGGGUACAGCAAUUGUCUGUUGCAGUGGGGAUUGCCUAGUGAUAAAUAUGCUAUUUGCUUGAACCUGGAGGAAAAGAAAGACCCCCCAAAAAGCUGUAAGAGAAGAAGUAGGUCCUCUCCUGCCAGUUGGCAUUUUACAUCAUGAGUAAAAACAAUGGUUUUGUCUCCCGUGGUAGCUAACUGUACCAUAUAAACUACCCAGAAGCAACAUGGAGGAAAGUAAGACACAGAAUGGGCCAAACUUGAAUGAAUCCAUGUAUUUGUUACAGUAAAUUUAUCUUUCCGCUUUCUCAUCUGUGCCAGUAAGUGCAUAUGACCCCAGUGAUAACUCCAGUUGAAAAGUGUUUUUUUAAAGAGAUCUGGAAGAUCAGGAAAGUGAAACCUCAGGUGCCAGGGCAGAAUGUCACCACAUUGAGCAUAUUGCAAAGGAAGUUAUCAGAGCAUGGAGUUCAAGACAUUUCUGUCCGAAAGAGGUUGUAGCUGGUGAACCUGCUGGAGCUGAAAAAGGCACUCCUAGCCACUGAAGUCAUCUGAGACUCCAAUGACAGUGUUAAAUCCAGGAAUAUCUCCAAGCUCCUUCCAGGGGAGUGCAACCGCAUCCAGGGCAGGCCGUCUCCCCACCUCUUAGACAUGAGAAAUGAGGACGCACAACACCUCUGUCUUUUCAAGAUUCUCCUUCUGUUUAUUGGCCCACAUCCAGCCCAUCACUGCCUUUAAGCACUGGUCUAACAUCUCAACCACCUCUUCUGUUUCAGACAGAACAGAGAGCCAGAGCUAGGUAUGAUCUGUACAGUGGUACCUCAGGUUAAGUACUUAAUUUGUUCCGGAGGUCCGUUCUUAACCUGAAACUGUUCUUAACCUGAAGCACCACUGUAAUGGGUUUAGGGGUUGCUCGUGUGUAAGUUGCCGCCACUCCUGGCUAGGUUACCUGGUUAACCCUUUCUGACUGAACAGCCUCCAGCAUCGUGACUGUCUCAGUCGCUGGCAGAAUCCGUCAGUGGGCGUUUCUUAAACCUUUUCCAGCAUAAAAGUUGUUUGACGCCAAGUCUCCUCCUACUCUCCCUGCGCGGAAGUCUUCUGCGCAGGGAGGGUGUGGGCAGCGGAGUACCCGUACUCUCUCCGCUGGUCUCCGGCGAAGAGUCUUGGAGCCUCCUCCCCGAUUCCCCACCUGCCCCCCUUCUCCACUGGUGUUACGCUGAUUUCCUUCCCCAGCAGAUGGGCUGCCUGUCUCCCUACUGGGACCCUCUCCUGCAUCCCUUUGGAGCCUUCCCUCCGCCUCUAGCUCCGAUGGCAGUUCCCUGACAACCACUUUAGCUAAUGGGGCCUCCUGCUGCUGCCGCGCCACCAGAGCACGAUUUCUGUUCUCAUCCUGAAGCAAAGUUCUUAACCCGAGGUACUAUUUCUGGGUUAGCGGUGUAUGUAACCUGAAGCGUCUGUAACCUGAAGAGUAUGUAACCCGAGGUACCACUGUAUAUUAAUGGCACUUCGCUCCAAAUUUGUGACACCCAGAAUCAGAUGCCUGAGGUGACCACUAUGUCCAAUGGUAGGACUGGCUGCUGAGGUGAGGCAACAGUAAGUAAAAGGGCUACCUAUUUAGUUGGUAUCAUUCAUGAAUAAUACUACAAUAUGUUGCAGUUCUGAAGAGAAGCCCAUGUGGUUUGCUAAUCCCUCAUCUCCAUAACAAACCACCCCUGAUUCAUUCAUGUUAAGCUGUUGGCAGAAAUCAAAAGUAUAACAGGAAUACAUUUUCACCCUCAUGAAAGAAAGAACUAGCAGUGGAAAAGCAUGUCUUGACCCUUCUUAUAUGUGGUUUGUAAUCUAUGUUCAAUACAUCUGAUUCUUGGGAGCCAAGGUUGCUGUGACUCAAAAUGAUGGCACGUGCCUCUGCUGGUAUUAAGGCAUAUUAUAAACUAGGGGAGGCAAAGCAAUCUAAAAGUUACAGUGGACAAACAGUAGGAAGCAGCUGUUGCCUUCAUACUUCUGACUUCCCAGAGAGCUUUGGCUGGAAAUAGAAUGGACCAUCAAUGAUGAUAUCACUUCCUCCUUGUGAUACGCAAAUUCCUAAUCCAGGGAUGGGGAAACCUGUGGCUUUCCUCAUGUUGUUGGACUUUAAAUUACAUCCAUCCCAGCCAAGAUGACCAGUGGUCAAGGAUGGUUGGAAUUGCAGUAUGAUGGCAAACAUUUGAUGGAAAACAGGUUACCUACCCAUAUCUUAAUCUAUUCUCAAUAUGAUCAUCAUGAUAGAUGUGAGAAGAGCCUGUGAGUUUUGAUUCUUUGAGCAUGGCAAGUUGAUCGUAUGCAAACACUGGCAUGCAUAGAAUAUAAUUUUUCUGGGAACCAUGAGAAAAAGGACUUCUUAAUGCAUACAGAAAAUUAAAUAAAGUAUAGGGGCAUGGUUGGUGCACCAUAGACUGGAAACCAAAGAGCAAGCAACCUCUAUAGGCUAAAGUGCCAUGGUUAGGAGAAUAGGCUCGUAGUCUUUAAUCAGAGUUAUUUUAGAACAUAGUGUCUCUCAGUCAGUUGGAAAGAACAAAAUGAUUGUGUUCUCUUUUUUUAUUAAAUGCAAAAUACUUGGGACAGCAAUGGCCCCACUGUCUGGCCUUUGGCAGAUUUCAGGUUUUGAAUGAGUAGAACAUGAGAAAGUGUGUGCCUCUUUGUAUAAGUGUAACCCAUUAGAAAAUAUAAUACAUGAAUCAGAAAGGUGGAGUCUGGGUUUGCUCAGAUCUCUUACAUCCUUCAGGCUAGCCCUGUUCGCCUAAGCAGGUUUAAGAAUUCAAUAUAUGCUUACUACCCAUUUUUCAGAAUGGUGUUAGAAAAAUUAUCCCAGGCUGUUAAAAGUAUAUAAGAGGUCUGGUUAUUUCACAGUGGGCAGGGAACUAGUGAAGCCUGUGACCGAGAUACAGGCAAUCAAUAGCAAUUUUCAUGCUGACAAAAUAUAGGCACCUGCUAGAAAACUUAGGCUGCUGGAAUUAUAUCAUCUAUCUCUAUUUGUUUUUCAAGAGUGCUGUAGAACUUAAUGAUCAAAUAUAAGGCAGUAACCUUCAGGGAAUGUGUGGUGUCCUUUUGCAAAAGAAAAUGGUAUUUUAUUACCAAUCCAUUUCAGGCAAAAGGGGAUAGCGGAAAACGUAACUCACAACCCCAGCAUGUUAAUUGCACACAAAAUCCCUUAUCUAAUCAGAAGAGGUCCUCACUUCACCCUAGUAACCAAAAUCAAGAGCCAUCUCUUGACACCACUGAAGAGCUUUUUCACAUCAAUGCUGGCUGCCUAGUGGGAAGAAUCAACUAUUGGAUUAAUUCCAGGGAAUUCUGUAUUAUUGUGAGGUUUUUAUUUUAUUUUAAUUUUUUUAAAAGAGACUGGUAUUUCAUCCCAGCAAAAUUAUAUAUAAGCAGACAAAAUACUGAUCCUCAAAAUACAAAUAAUACAGCUACUGGUAACACAUAUGCGGUACCCAAAAUCUUGCUGGCACACAAUCUGUAAAUUUCUUUCCCUAACAAAUAAUACUGAUGUUUGUGGAAGGGAAAGGCAGAACUCACAUUUUGCAUAAUACAAAUUAUUUGUACAGUGGUACCUCAGGUUACAUACACUUCAGGUUACAUACGCUUCAGUUUACAGACUCCGAUAACCCAGAAAUAGUGCUUCAGGUUAAGAACUUUGCUUCAGGAUGAGAACAGAAAUCAUGCUUCGGCAGCGUGGGAGCAGCAGGAGGCCCCAUUAGCUAAAGUGGUGCUUCAGGUUAAGAACAGUUUCAGGUUAAGAACGGACCUCCGGAAUGAAUUAAGUACUUAACCCGAGGUACCACUGUAUUGUAGAAAGUAUGACUGCUAUUAACUGCUAUGUGUGGGUGGAGAAAAGGAGUCUCAGUACAAUAAAAGGGGGAUUGGUAAAAUAAUUUUGUAGUCUCGUUGGUUCAUGCUUUAGUUGAGGGGCUCCCAAACUGUGGUCUGUGAAUCACCAGUGUUUUGCGAGCUUCAUUUCUGUUGUCUGUGGCAUUUCUGUGGAUUUGUGGUUAAAGACAGAAGAUGGCACAUCCAUCACGUCAAAUAUCCAUACUCAUUUCAAUUGUAUUUUUAUUGCUUCUUUUCAUUCUUUUAUAUUGCAUUUUAUUGUAUUUGAAAUCAAAAUCAUCAAGUCAUCUGCCAAGAGCCUCAGCAGUCUUCAAGUGGUCAACAGAAGGGAAAGGUUUGGGAACCACUGUUCUAGUUACCACCAGAUUAGAUGACUAUGAUGUGCUGUACAAAAGACUGUCCUUGAAGUUCUGAUGUUUCUUAGAACCUGCCUGCGUUCUCUCUCUCCUCUCACACAAACGAACUGUUUUCAGUACUAUGGCUGGGUACUGCACAGAGUUUGGCUGUUGCAUCCAAGAUCUGGAGUAGCCUCCUGCUUUUAGACAGUCAGCAGACAGUUUUUCACUUUGGUGAGCUUUUGCAAAUUAUUUCCAUUAAGUUGAUUUUACACUGCUGCUUCCUUUUUAGCUGAUUGUGAUAUGUGUUGUUGUUUGUAUUAUUUAUGUAUUAUCUUAGUUCUCUUGUUUUGCAACUUGCCUUGAGAAAGGUGGGAAAUACAUUUUGAGCAUCAUUUUAAAAAAGCUGCUUCUGAAAGAUGAUUGAGAGAAAAAUCUGUUUUUGGAAAUUUUUAAGAGGGAAAUUUGGAAUACAUUUGCCACUUAACAUAAGUAAAAUUACAGCACCACACUUAUUUAUUAGGUAUUGAAAUGUGGUUUGCAUGGGUGCCCUUGUUUCUGCAGCUGAUAAUCAUUCUAUUUCUGGUUCCAAACAGGACUUCAUUAUGGACAGAGACCUCAAAGAUUACAGUAACAGGACACUUGCCACAGAGAACAACUCAGCCCCUUCCAAGGGCUCCCAUUUUCCUACCUGGGAAGACUAUAAAAACAGCGUAGAUGACAUUCAGUACUUCCUGAUUGGGCUUUACACUUUCAUCAGCCUCGCUGGCUUCAUAGGAAACCUGCUGAUCCUCAUGGCUCUAAUGAAGUGCAAGCAAAAAACCAUAAUAAACUUCCUCAUUGGCAACUUAGCCUUUUCCGACAUACUAGUGGUGGUCUUUUGCUCUCCCUUCACCUUGACCUCAGUUCUACUUGAUCAGUGGAUGUUUGGAGAAGUCAUGUGCCAUGUGAUGCCUUUCCUCCAAUGCGUGUCUGUCCUGCUGUCCACCUGGAUGCUGAUUUCCAUUGCUGUGGUCAGGUACUGUUUGAUCCGCCACCCUCUUUCUAGUAACCUGACGCUGAGACACGGCUGCUACCUCAUUUUCGCCAUCUGGACUCUUGGCUUAGCCAUUUGCUCCCCUCUGCUUGUUUUCCACAAGCUCGAAGAUCUCCACCUGGAAGCACUGAAAAGCAAGCGCUUGUGUGUGGAGUCCUGGCCAUCUACGGGCUACAGGGUUGCAUUCACUAUUUCCUUGUUGCUCAUGCAGUACAUUUUGCCUUUGGUUUGCCUCACCGUCAGUCACACCAGAGUCUGCAGGUCCGUAAGUUCCAGAUUGUCAGGCAAAGAAAACAAACUGGAAGAGAACGAGAUGAUAAACUUAACCCUCCAUGCACCCAAGAGCCAGGGGCCUCAGGGACAGCUCUCUAGCUCCGAGAGGUGGAGUUAUACUUUGGUUAGGAAACAUCGGAGGAGGUACAGCAAAAAGACAGCUAGCGUGGUGCCAGCAAUAUUAAGGCACCAUCGGGGCAAUACUUCUGGGGAUCUCCCUGAAACAUCAGGGACAGAAAGAAGUCAGCUUUCGUCCAGCAAAUUCAUCCCAGGGAUUCCCAUCUGCUUUGAGGUGAAACCAGAGAGUUCUGAAACACAGGAUGGGAUUACAAUAGCCCGAUCCACCACUCGGAUUCGGAAAAGGUCUCGGAAGGUUUUCUGCCGACUGACGGUGCUGAUUAUAGUUUUUGCAGUCAGUUGGAUGCCUCUUCACGUUUUCCACGUUGUAACAGAUUUUAAUGGCAAUCUCAUCUCAAACAAGCAUUUUAAAUUGGUGUACUGUAUUUGUCAUUUGCUGGGCAUGAUGUCCUGCUGUUUAAAUCCCAUUCUAUAUGGAUUUCUUAAUAACGGCAUAAAAGCUGAUUUGAUGGCCCUUAUUCCAUGCUUACAAUUAUCAUAA